AUGAGCGGAACAUGGUCAACGGUCACUACGAUCCCACGCGAAAUCGAAGAAGAGAAAGUCCUAGUCGAUCUCAUCCUGCAGGUCAAUAGCAAUGCCUGUAGCUGUUCCCUAGAAUAUAUCAUCGACCUCGCUUUAGAGCGUACCGAAUCUGCUCUUUUUUACAGUUCAAAGCCAAGACAACUAUCCUUUGGCACGAAAUUCAACUACCAACUCCAUCUGGAUAUCGAUCACCCCUAUUCGAGAUCUAGACAUGUCACUCUCACCAUGAACAUAUCAGGCAAUUUGACUUAUCCGCUCACUAUCACGAACACACUAGAAGAGGAUUCGGAACUGAAAAGAGAUGCGUCUAUAGGUUUCUCAAAGAGAUUUGAUAGUCAAGCGACUUUUCGAUCUGAUGUUGAAGAAGAUUGUUAUCCUAUACUUUCACAAAUUUUGGAAGAUUGUCAGAUGGUCGAAGAGCGAAACGUAGAUUCAUGGAAGGAAGGAAUGAAUGAUGAUACUUUCAAGGGUUCCACUCAGAUAUAA
Molecule: messenger RNA, 525 nt
Organism: Tremella mesenterica DSM 1558
Lineage: Eukaryota; Fungi; Basidiomycota; Tremellomycetes; Tremellales; Tremellaceae
Exons: 2
Coding region: 1-525 (174 amino acids)
Source: RefSeq, a predicted model, not a curated record